Messenger RNA from Suillus subaureus, 3141 nucleotides. RefSeq lists its product as uncharacterized. Gene Ontology annotation, molecular function: protein binding. The coding region runs from base 1 to 3141 and encodes 1046 amino acids. Lineage: Eukaryota; Fungi; Basidiomycota; Agaricomycetes; Boletales; Suillaceae. The record is from RefSeq and is a predicted model, not a curated record. The transcript is spliced from 19 exons.
AUGGCUGCGUCAAGUCUAUUCCCGUAUUCCAUUUCAGGAUAUGCGGACCUUAAAGGUAUCUGUGUUAUAAAGACUACGUACUCCAAUUUAAAUUCAUCAUUCUUCAACGAGAGACUCGUCGUUCCUAAGAUCCUUCUGGGUUCAUUAUGCCUCCCGGUACUUUUAAAACACUAUAGAUCACGUUGUCUUGCUUACUGUCGCGCAACAGAUCCUGAGCUUACCUUGGACUCGAAGCGCAAAGAAACGUUACAUGAGUUUCUCGAAGUGCUAAAAGAGAUUGUCGCUCGCGACUCUGCGACAGUCGAGGGAAAACCGCAAGAGAGUACAGACAAGGAGAAACAAUAUCCGAUCAGCUCGGAAGAAAAGCGCAUUUUAGAAGGUAUAGAGACCUUCAAUAAUUUUGAGAAGCGCGUUGAACGAUUGGACAAAGAGCUCCGUAAUUUUGAUAACGGCGCCCGUCAAUUGGGCAGCUCGGCUGCAUUGCUACUGGCUGCAUCCAGACUUCGUGAACGGCUCGUUCGACUAUUGUUCAUCUUCCGCGACAAUACAGCCAAUCUAUUUCCUCGGAGGAUCGCACGCCAGUCCAGAGAAAUGCUCGUGAACCCAAAUAUCAUGGAUCGACGUGGCAAGGCUAACCACGAAGCUCUCGAAUUUCAAGCGUUCAUUGCAGAGGAUGGACUCGCGACUGAAGCCAUCCCUAAGGAAUUUGAAGGGUUUGCGCGAGAUCUCCGCAUGCUAUUGCAUAGUUUGAACGAUUUCCCUGAGUUCAGGGAUGAUGCGGUGAAUAGUUCGGUCCACGCCUUCAUAGCAGAACUCGAAUAUCGGGCUUCCUGUCUGACAGAGUAUAAAGGCCAUUUUCGGCUUGCUUCUGUGCAACAAUAUGUCCACGGACUUACAGCGGAAAUCGGAAGUCAUAUAGACGUUGUAGCAUCAAACUUGUCGAUGUUCAUAGAUAUCGGCGUCCCAACCAUUCAGCUUUCACAACAGUAUGCGGCCUCUAAUCUUUCCAAUCUGGCAACGUUUGGUACUAUAUUUUCGGUUGUCACCGCAACACUUUUACAACUAUCAUAUCAUAACGCCAGCUCUGGGCUGGCAAUAUCUGUAAAUGCAUUUUGGUUUUCGUCGCUAGUUUUCAGCGUUACGGCCAUAGCGACCAGUCUACUUGGUUUGGCGUGGACGCAGGCCAUACACCGCUCGCCAAAUCACAGAGUACCCUGGUGGCUAUUAACAUGGAUCAGGCGAUCCCCUCUCGUGUUACUCGUCAAUGCAGUCAUGUGCUUUUUUGUGGGACUCAUCUUGGUCACAUACGCGAUAAGUGAUAAUAUGGUCACGCCCAUCCUGAUCACUAUAUUCGCAACCAUUACAUCUAUCGGACUGGCUUCCUCCUUGUGCUGGAUUGUGUCAGAACGAUUUGUAUUCAUAUACCACCAAGGACACAUAUGGCUAGAGGACCUCAUGUUGGAAACAAUCAAUCAUAUCACUGCGCCCAUACGGACGAUCACCCACCGUCUUUACUCAAGUUUCCGUGGACUUCCUUUGUACGUUCGACGACCCCCUCCUGCCAAAUCAUUUGAGAGAACGACAGAUGAUGAAAAUGUCCAGAGCGCAGCUCCGACCUCAUGCGGCGUCUCCUUAGUAUCUCCCUCGUCUCUGGAGGAUGUGGUAUCAAUUGUCUCGGAGGGAACGCCAGAGGAGCAAGAUGAGGCUAGAAGAUGUCGUGCUCGAGAACGCUUUAAGAGGGCUGUUCGGACCGUUAUAUCGAUGCAGUCAUACCCGAGAACUUAUGGCUCGCAAUCUCUUGAUUGGAUGCUGCAUCCGAGCCCUGCUUCCAACACCCCUUCGAUAGGAGGAAAAGUAAUUCGACGUUACGGUCUUUCUACUCUCUCCCAGAAGUUGCGGAAUUUGGAAUGCACAGAAGACAUCUCGCCUCAUCAAGCACUCGUGAGAGACUUGCAAUUCUCUCCGGAUGGGAAGUACCUCGCGACGGCAAGCUGGGAUAAAACAGCAUGCAUCUUCAAGGUCGCCGAACCGUCCGCCGAUCACCAUGUUCUUCACCAUGAGAGAGGCUUCACGGAGCAAAUACUCUGGUCCUCGAGUGGUAGCCACUUGUUAACCAGGUCUCCCCGCGGCAUCAAAAUCUGGACAAAAGAUGGCAUUUGCUUGAAAACAAUUCGUCGACCACAUAUAGUCAAGUUCUUGCAUUGGGUGCCUCUUGGAGAUAUGUCUAUCCUGUCUGUCGAGGGGAGUGAAAUUGUGAAACUAGUACCAUUCGAAAAGGUCCUUGAAACCUACAGCUUCGGGCGUGUCCAACUUCGACAGAUCGUUGUCACUUCGGACGGCCAUCGUAUAAUAGGCAUUGGUCCCAUAGGGGAAGCGCCUAACGGUCUCCAUCCAAGUCGUCCUGCGAGAGUAGAAAAGCGCCCGCUGGUUGCUUACAUCUCAAUAACAACGCGCCUGACGUGCAACCUGCGAAGUCAAAUACCACUCUUUCAGGAUGUAAACGACGUUAAAUUGACAAGAAACAACACUCACCUCCUCUUUUCAUUCGGGGAUCAGUCCCCUCCUCAGCUUUGGAAGAUGGAUUUGGUCGGGGGCCGGGGUCGGGCUACCCGUAAUUGUGCGAGACUCACAUUUCGCCACGCAUUUUCGUCUCCAGUCUCCAUUGAAUAUGUUGGAUCAACGUUUGGCGGCAAGAACGAUCAGUUCAUACUCUGCGCCGGAAAAGCUGGAGAUAUCCUCAUUUGGGAUCGAGAAUCUGCUAAUCUUCUUCAUCACAUCUACCCUAAGACCCCUGAUCAGGACUUGACUUGUAUAUCAUGCAAUUGCUUCGCAGGCGACCCUUUCGCGUUUGCCGUAGGCGGGCACGACGGCAGUAUUCGUAUAUGGUCAACAUUCUUAUGCCUCACUCCUAUGACUCCAUCCCAUGAUCCACAAGAUAUGACACCCCCCGAAUCGCUAUCCAGUUACUCUCCUAGAGGAUGGCAUACAGAUAAGAUCCCCGCGGAUAAUUUCCUGAAGGUCGUUACGCCAACUCGGCGGUUACGAUCUCCGAGUAUGACGUCAACGGCUUUCCUGUCAAGGUCGAGUUCGGGAUCUGCUUAUGGGACACAAAGAAGUAUGAGUCAGAAAUCGGAUACUUAG